Messenger RNA from Gadus chalcogrammus (walleye pollock), 2025 nucleotides. Its product is annotated as protein BTG4. The transcript has 5 exons. The record is from RefSeq and is a predicted model, not a curated record. Lineage: Eukaryota; Metazoa; Chordata; Actinopteri; Gadiformes; Gadidae. Gene Ontology annotation, cellular component: cytoplasm; nucleus. The coding region runs from base 281 to 1156 and encodes 291 amino acids. Gene Ontology annotation, biological process: negative regulation of cell population proliferation; negative regulation of mitotic cell cycle.
UGCCGCCAAAACAAUUCACCUGAAAGUCCCGCCCUCUCUUGCCAAUAACGCUCAUUUGGAGAAGCCCGCUGCGAGAGUUUCGUCGCAACUGAGUACGAGGUUAUAAUACAACUCACUACAUCAGCCCGCAUGAGGAACGUGGAGUGCUUUACCAGAACAGAACAAGGAAGCAACAUGUGCUGACAACAAUAACUCGCCUAAACUCCGGAAAGAGCCAAGAAAGCGAAACCACUGUCAGGGUAGCCGAUAUUCCCGAAUCAUUAACACAAUUUCAUAGACGAUGGAAAGAGAGGUGAGCGCCGGAGUCCACUUCCUGAAGCGCAUGGCAAUGGAGCGUGGCAAGCUGGACGCGGAUGAAGCAGAGGUGUUCGCUGGGAAGCUGCAGCGACAGCUCUGUGAUAAAUACAGUGGCCAUUGGUACAAGAACUGCCCGAGCAAAGGACAGGCCUACAGAUGCAUCCAGAUCAUCAACGGGCUGGUCUGUGAUGACGUGCUGCUGAAGGCCUGCCGAGAAAGCCACCUCACUCCCGCCCAGCUGGGCCUCCCGCGCGAGCUCACGCUGUGGAUUGACCCCCUGGAGGUGUGUGCCCGGUCUGGGGAGAACUGCAGGCCGUUCACCGUGGCUCGCUUCCAGGAGGAGGAGGAGCAAGGACCAGCCGUUGGGAGAGGAGAGGAGGAGCUGAAGGGGGAAGGACAGGACGCACGAGGCCUCGACACCUCCGACUACCACUCCGCCUCCUCCUCCGACUGCGGCUCCACCGCCUCCAGCGACACGGAGGAGGAGGCCAAGGAGCCCGCGGAGGCCCAGGAGGCGCGGCAGACGGAGGGGGAGGAGAAGGGAGACCAGGAGGAAGCGGUGCAAGAAGAGCCGUAUGUGAUCGUCAUGGUGCCCCGCAGUAGAGAUAGGCUGAAGCAGCAGUCCAGAGACGUACCAAAGAAGACCAAGUUCGCCAGGAACCUGAUGCCUGCUGCUACCCUGCAGUACUUUUACCAACCUGCUCCUGCGUGGCCGCGGUUCGAGAAGAGCGCCCCCGUGUUCCUCACUCCAGUGUGCGCCCCCCUGCCUCCGCCACCACCGGUGUUUGGAUACUAUUUCCUGCCCCAGCCGCCUCCACCCUUUAUCGUUCCCCAGCUCCAGCCUAUAGGCGCCAGGUGAAAGGGCGGUUAACAAAAAGGUGGACUUAGUGAGUUGAAACAGCCAAGACACGCACAGGCCUGAAAUGAAUUAAAGCCAAUCAUGUGAAAUCACUGUAUUUUAUAGAAGCUCUUUUAGCCUUUUUAAGCUUUGACAAAAUUAUGUAAUUACUUAAGCAACACAUCGAAGUUGCUUUUUAACAUAAUCUUAAUUAACAUAAUUUAAUUCCUUGCCAUUCACUUUAAAAUCAUGUAUUACCAAUGCAUAGUUAUUCCAGCCUGUGUUUUUAUAAAAGGGCUUUGGGUUCCAUCCUAUCUGUGGUGCCAAUGCACAAUAUGGGACUCCAUCUUGGAGUGACAUCCUUCAAGGGCUGGUACGGAACAUCUCAGGAACCCUCAGCCAGGCGUAUUUUAGCUCUUAAUGUUCUUCUCAGGCGUUCGGACUGUUCCCUUGUCUCCCUGUUACCUUGACCACUCACUGACAAGGUGCAAAUGUAUAUAGGACAAAUCCAAAUGUAGUUUAGUGGAGUGUGAGGCAGGGCUUCAUAUCUUAAAUGAAUGAGAAUCACAAUAUUUGUAUAUUAAAAGAUGCAUUUAUUUUUACGAGACUGCUUGUAUAUACCGCAGGCUUUUAUCGCAAUCAAAUUACAGAUUUUUGUGAUUCAUAUUUCUGUUCCUUUGUAUGAUGGCACCAAUUAUAUAUUUUUUAAUAUUUGUGUACGACAUGUUUUUUUUUUCUUUUCUUUUUACCAAUUGUUAACUUAAGACUUUUUUUGAUAACAGUGUAGCUAUUUGGUGUUUGCCUGUUGGGUUCUGUUAUAUUUGAACAUGAAAAUAAUAUUUCCUUGACUGGAACUUAGUUGGUUUUGUUGCAUAUUUAUUCAGUAAAUU